AUGGCAAUGCUGUUCACCACCCCAGCCGACAGCUUCACCAUGACCACCCGGUCCAUGUCUCGCCAUGGCACCCGGGCCGUCAUCAAAGUCCGCCCUGUCCGCCGCCAGAAGAUCUGGCUUCGCCUGCCGGGAUGUUACUCCCCCCGCCCUCACAAGGGCAAAAAAAGCGGUAUCGUUCUUAGUCUCAAGAAGAAGAAGAACGGCCAGACUGGCUGGGUGGGAAAGGGUGAAAGCUUUUACCUCGCUCGCUCUUCAAAACGUCGCGCCUACCCCGAGCGUGACCCAGUACCUCGAACUUCACGCAUUGUCCCGCCAGCGGAGUCUAGGUCGCUCAUGACCAUCGACUUCCGUCUGCGAAUCACCCUCACACGGAAUCUCUACCAUUCGCAUCAUCGGACAUUCUGA
Zymoseptoria tritici IPO323 is the source of this 405-nucleotide messenger RNA. RefSeq lists its product as uncharacterized. The coding region runs from base 1 to 405 and encodes 134 amino acids. The record is from RefSeq and is a predicted model, not a curated record. Lineage: Eukaryota; Fungi; Ascomycota; Dothideomycetes; Mycosphaerellales; Mycosphaerellaceae. The transcript has 3 exons.